Messenger RNA from Andrographis paniculata, 4038 nucleotides. RefSeq names its product leucine-rich repeat receptor protein kinase EMS1-like. The coding region runs from base 1 to 3912 and encodes 1303 amino acids. The transcript has a single exon. Lineage: Eukaryota; Viridiplantae; Streptophyta; Magnoliopsida; Lamiales; Acanthaceae. Gene Ontology annotation, molecular function: protein binding; protein kinase activity; ATP binding. Gene Ontology annotation, biological process: protein phosphorylation. The record is from RefSeq and is a predicted model, not a curated record.
AUGGCGUCUAACCUGUUCCUCCUCUGCAUCAUUUUCUUCCUCCUCCUCUCGUCGAGUGCUGUUUCAGACUCUGACAUGGAGAAUUUGAUCCUGUUCAAAAACUCCCUCAAAAACCCUGAAAUCUUAACCUCCUGGAAACCUUCCAUUCCUCUAUGCAACUGGACCGGCGUCUCCUGCGAAGAAGGCCGAGUCAACUCGCUCGUGCUGUCCCCGGUUCGCUCACUCGGCGAUCGACUCAGUGGCCCUCUCCACGUCUCCCUGUUUUCGCUCACCGCCCUCAUUGUUCUAGAUCUUUCCUCAAACCAGUUGUACGGCGCCGUUCCGCCGGAACUAGCCUCGCUGCGGCGGCUGGAGUCGCUCGAUUUAGGUGGUAACCGCCUCACCGGUGAGUUACCGAGUCAACUCGGCGAGUUAACUCGCUUGCAGAGGCUGCGACUCGGUCCAAACUCGUUCACCGGGAAAGUACCGCCAGCGCUCGGAAGGCUCUCGAUGCUCGAAUCUCUUGACCUCUCCGGUAACUCUCUGACGGCGAAUAUCCCGCCGGAUUUGGGGAACUUAACUAGGCUCCAGGUCAUGGCGCUCGGAGAUAAUCUUCUCACAGGUUCGUUGCCUCCGAAUCUGUUUACAAACCUUCCAUUUUUGUCGUCGUUAGAUUUCUCUAACAACGCCCUGUCCGGCGAGUUGCCGCCGGAAAUUGGUCGCCUGAGCUCUCUCCGGGAGCUUUACGUAGGAAAUAACCGUUUCUCCGGCGAGUUUCCGGCGCAGAUCGGCCUCCUAUCCAACCUAGAAAUUCUCUACGCAUCUUCGUGUUCCCUGGCUGGACCUUUACCCAAAACGUUCUCGAAGCUGAAAUCCCUAACCAGACUCGACCUGUCCAACAAUCCAUUAAAAUGUUCGAUCCCAGAAUUCAUAGGAGAGCUCCAAAACCUGACUGAAUUGAAUCUUGUCGAUGCUGGCCUGAAUGGAAGCAUCCCAUCGGAGAUUGGGAAAUGCACGAAUCUGAAAGUAUUGCUGCUAUCAUUCAAUUCCCUCUCCGGCGAUUUACCUCGGCAGCUUUCUGAGUUAUCUAUGAUGACAUUUUCAGCUGAGAAGAAUCAGCUCUCAGGUACAUUGCCUCCAUGGAUUGGGAACUGGACACAGGUGGAUUCUAUACUGCUUUCUCAGAAUCAGUUCAUCGGGAAAAUCCCGCCGGAGAUUGGGAAUUGUUCAGCGCUAACGCACAUUAGUUUGGGAGGUAAUUUGCUUACCGGCGAGGUUCCGAAGGAGAUGUGUAAUGCCUUGUCUCUUUCCGUGGUUGAUCUUGGCAACAAUUUUCUAUCCGGAGAGGUCGGAGAAACAUUCGUCGAGUGUGGAAAUUUGACGGAGUUAGUAUUGUUGGGGAAUCGAUUACUUGGUUCGAUUCCAGAGUACUUCUUUCAGCUCCCUUUGAUUAUAUCUCUCGAGCUUGAUUCGAAUAAUUUCACCGGUCUGAUCCCUGCCAGCCUCUGGAAUUCGUCGACUUUGGUUGAGUUUAAAGCUGGCGAUAAUGGGUUGGAGGGUUCUCUUCCCCAAGAGAUCGGAGACACCUCAUUGUUAGAGGUCAUUGUUCUUGAUAAGAACUGUCUUACUGGUGUAAUUCCGAAGGAGAUUCAUAAGUUAAGUAGACUCUCGGUUCUUGAUCUGAACUCGAAUUUUUUCGAAGGGAGUAUUCCGGCUGAGCUUGGGAGCUGCACUGCACUUUCGUCGUUGGAUCUGGGACACAACAAGCUUACCGGGACGAUUCCAGAAGAACUCGCAAGUUUGCCACAGCUGGAGUGCCUUGUUCUUUCUUACAACAGCUUGUCCGGGGCGAUUCCUUCGAAUGCUCCGAAGUAUUUCCAGGAGGUUGCUGUUACUCCCAUCUUUAGCUAUCUUCAGCACCGCGGGCUCUGCGAUCUUUCAUUCAACAAAUUCACAGGCCCGAUCCCUGAUGCUCUGGGGAGCUGCUCGAUCAUUGCGAACCUGUUUCUGAACAACAAUUAUCUUUCUGGGGCGAUACCAACAUCAUUGAAGCAGCUGGCGAAUCUCACAGUGAUUGAUUUAUCUUCGAAUCUGCUCACCGGUGGCAUUCCUUUCGAACUCGGUAGCUUGGUGAAGUUGCAGGGGUUGUAUCUUGCGAACAAUCGACUCAAUGGCAGCAUUCCGGAGUCGCUCAGUCAGUUAAAUGCCUUGGUGAAACUUAACUUAUCUUCGAACAUGUUAACUGGUUCGAUCCCUUCUAGUUUCGGCGACUUGAAUGGCCUUACUCAUCUGGACUUGAGUUCUAACUUGCUGACGGGUGAACUUCCCUUGGAUUUUUCGGGAAUGGGGAGUCUUGUCGCGCUGUAUGUUCAGCAGAAUCAGCUCUCGGGUCGUGUAGUUGAAUUAUUCGAUAACUCGAAAACCUGGAGGAUUAAAGCACUGAACUUCAGUGGCAAUCUUUUUGUAGGAGACUUGCCUAGAUCGUUAGGCAACAUGUCGUAUUUGACAGUUUUGGAUCUUCAUAAAAAUGGCUUCGGCGGUGAACUUCCGCGCGAACUUGGGAAUAUUGAGCUGCUCGAGUAUUUUGACGUAUCUGCGAAUAAGCUAGACGGAGAAAUCCCCGAUGAAGUUUGUAGGCUCGAGGGGCUCCUAUACUUGAAUCUUGCGGAGAACAACCUGCAGGGUCCGAUUCCUGGGGUUGGGAUUUGCAAGAAUCUUAUUGAAGGUUUUGUAGCUGGAAACAAGGAUCUGUGCGGUCGAGCAUUGAGCAUCCGUUGCCCGGAGAGCCAUUCGAGAAAUUCGCAUUUGCUUACCGUUUGGGUAGUGGCAAUCGUCGUUGGAGCUGCUUUAGCUAUUCUAUCGAUUACGAUAGCCUUAAAGUUUCGGGCUUCUUCGACAUUCAGCAGAGAUGAUGCUGAGAGUUUCGACAGCAAGUUCAACAGUUCGGAGAAUCAAAAUCUCUAUCUGUUGAGCAGCAGCAAGUCGAAGGAGCCAUUGAGCAUAAACAUUGCUAUGUUCGAGCAGCCCCUCCUGAAGCUAACAUUAGACGAUAUUCUUACAGCCACGAACAACUUCUCGGCAUCUAAUGUAAUAGGAGAUGGCGGGUUUGGCACUGUGUACAAAGCCAUCUUGCCUCACGGGAAGAUAGUCGCCGUGAAGAAGCUCAGUCAGGCGAAAGUGCAGGGGCAGAGGGAGUUCUUGGCGGAGAUGGAGACGCUAGGAAAGGUGAAGCAUCGUAAUCUAGUGUGCCUUCUCGGCUACUGCUCCUACGGCGAGGAGAAACUGCUCGUCUACGAGUUCAUGGCGAACGGGAGCUUAGAUCACUGGCUGAGAAACUAUCGCGAGCCACUAGUCUUGGACUGGACGAAUCGAUUCAAGGUCGCAGUUGGCGCAGCCCGGGGAUUAGCAUUUCUGCAUCACGGGUUCACUCCUCACAUAAUCCACCGCGACAUCAAGGCAAGUAAUAUCCUACUCAAUGCGGAGUUUGAACCUAAAGUGGCUGAUUUCGGGUUAGCAAGAUUGAUCAGCGCAUGCGAGACGCAUGUGAGCACCGACAUUGCUGGGACGUUUGGAUAUAUCCCUCCCGAGUAUGGUCGGAGCUGGCAAUCUACGACAAAGGGCGACGUCUACAGUUUUGGGGUGAUUAUGCUUGAACUGUUGACGGGGAAGGAGCCGACGGGGUCUGAUUUCAAAGACGUUGAAGGCGGGAACUUAGUCGGGUGGGUGGCUCUAAAGGUGAAGAAUGGUGAAGGUGUGUAUGUGCUCGAUCCUACGAUUCGAGACGCGGAGUCGAAGCCGAUGAUGAUGAAGACAUUGCAGGUUGCUAUGGCUUGUGUGUCUGAAAAUCCUGCUAAUAGACCUACCAUGCUUCAAGUUCUGAAGCUUCUGAAAGGGAUUAGAGAUGAUGAGUUGGGAAAUUCUAGGGAUGUUUAAAUGAAGAAUUCCAAUCCCUAAUGUUAUGCAAAUAAAAUUGUACUACGGGUAAUGGUGGGGUGAAGGGGAAAUGAAUAUGAAUUAAAUAUUAGCUACUUACUUUGAAUAAAUAUCAGCGGAACCUUC